CAAUCGCUCAGGUGUAAGAUGGAACGUAGCGGACUGAUCAGUAAAUGAAUCAUAAUAUUUACCAAAUACUAUAUGGAUUUUGCAGCAAGUUGGAGAAGACAAAUACAACCGUGGAGCAUGUGACGAGCACAAUCAAAACAAAAGAAAAUGAUAAAAACACAAAGGAAAGAGCAGACGGUUUUGCCGGCUUGAAUACCAGUGUUUCAAUGUCUCUGCCUGAAGCUAGUGGGAAAAUUUCAAUGAGCUCCACUGAAUACCAAAAUAUUGAAAUCGGACCAAAACUCGAAGGAAAGGAAUCCGUCAAACAGUUCUUGGACGCCAUUCUGGAACAGAUCUAUUGGCUUUCUUUGUAACACUGACCCAAACAGCUGAAAAUCUUGGCUGGCGCCAUAACAUAUUGUUUGACAACAUAGUAACAAAUGUCGGGAAUGGCUAUAACCAACAUCUUGACGGCUUUUCUGCACCUGUUUCUGGAAUGUACGUGCUGAUGUCUACACUGAUGUCACUGGUUGGGUACAAGAGUAAUUUCCAGUUGGUUCGCAACGAUAAUACCGUCUGCCAUAUGUACGUUGGUGGAAUCGGUAGUGGAAAUUACGAGUCCAGUGGUGGCAGCUAUGUCUUGCUUCUUAAC
This is a messenger RNA of Dreissena polymorpha, 631 nucleotides long. RefSeq lists its product as uncharacterized. The record is from RefSeq and is a predicted model, not a curated record. Bases 45 to 353 code for a protein of 102 amino acids. NCBI's taxonomy places the organism in Eukaryota, Metazoa, Mollusca, Bivalvia, Myida, Dreissenidae. The transcript is spliced from 3 exons.